AUGCGAAUCGAUCCCUACUUCUUAUAUCUCAUCUGUCAAGACUAUGAUGGUUUCCAUUACUCAAAAGGGCCAAACAACCUGCUAACUGCUUUUAUUGGCACUCCAACUUACGGCCUCGUUUGGACAUCUCAAUGGCAACCGACAUCCACGUCGACCAUCGCACUCUUCCUUCCCCGACGGAGCAAUACCUUCUCUCAAUUUAAUGAUGUUCUGGAGGUCUUUAAGAAUCUGGCUCACACUCCGUGUCUUCUUGCAUAUGUAUCCAUGGUACAUACCUUGCAAUUCUUUGACGAGGAGACUAAGAUGCGAGAAUACGCCAGAAUCCGGCUCGUUGAGGAUAGCACUGGCUACGGUCCAAAUCCACCAAAGGCUGUUCGGCGUUUUAGCGUUAGCGAAUUGACAUUAUGGUCUCAGACCACGGGGGAAAUUCAGGGAAAUAUCUACAAUAAACUGCGCCACCAUAAAACAUCCAGGACACUUCUGGAUUUUGUUAGUGACGAAUGUCAGCUACUAGACAUAGAGGUGGAUGAUUGUCACCCUCAAUGCCGGGAUAAUAUGAGGCGGCUUGCAGAAACGAUCCCUGUUCUGAAGCGACAAAUGGACGCUUCUGAGGCAUAUCUGCAGUAUCUUCGAGACAGAGCAGAAAAGCUCUCCUCUGUGCUGAUCGCCUUGUUGGGUCACGAGGAUGCUGAGAUCAACCUUGAAAUCGCGGUAUCUAUGAAAAACGAUAGCGCAUCGAUGAAAACCGUUGCCAUUAUGACCAUGGCCUUUCUCCCCGCAACCUUCUUUGCUGCUCUUUUCGCUGUACCCUCCCUACAAUGGGACCAUGAUGAUGUGGUUCAGAGCAAUUUUUGGAUCUAUUGGGCGUUUACUCUCCCUACGACGGCGGUUGUGUUCUUGGUUUGGCUGGUGGUCACAAAUCAUAACCGGAUUUUCAACAGAUGGGCCAAAUGGCUUUUCCUGAAUACGAGAAGGAAAGUCUGA
Penicillium malachiteum is the source of this 984-nucleotide messenger RNA. RefSeq lists its product as uncharacterized. The transcript has 2 exons. Bases 1 to 984 code for a protein of 327 amino acids. Lineage: Eukaryota; Fungi; Ascomycota; Eurotiomycetes; Eurotiales; Aspergillaceae. The record is from RefSeq and is a predicted model, not a curated record.